ACCUAUUGGCAGUGUCAUAAAGCUUCUCACCAAAGAACAGAUGGUGGGUUCCCUUGGAAACCUUUACGACAGCCUUGAGAAUAUGAACGAUACCUACAUUCACUCACCAGAAAACAAAGACACCCUUUUGAAGCCUAUAGUUCCCAACAAUGCUGCAAAUAUGCCUCCCUUGUUGCCAACACUCGAAUUAUCCAAACCCAUCGGAAUUUAUAGGUGUGGUAAUUACCUUCGUAGAAACUGUGGUCUCUAUGUUUCCAGUGAUUCUAAAUUCAUUUGUCCUUCCUGCAAUAAUGUUAUGAAUCAAACUGCAACCAAUGUUAAUCCAAAAAAGAAGGAUUCAUCUACUAAUGAGGGAGGUUAUGUGAAAGGGGUUGUUACAUACAUUAUCAUGGAUGAUCUUGUUGUGAGACCUAUGUCAGCCAUUUCUUGUUUCAAUUUACUCAACAAGUUCAAUAUCAAGGAUGUAGGGGUUCUUCAAGAUAAAACCAUUGAUAUAGGAAUCGAUGAGUGUGUGAAGUUGCUAAAGGCUUCGUUUCAGUACAAGACUGUGCUCAGUGAUGUGUUCCUCGAGAAGAAGAUGGGCGAAAGCAAUGCUAGUAGCUCUUCUGGAGUAAAUUCAAAAGUGAUAUAGGACAUGCUGGUUGAUUUUCAGUUUGCAAGAUUGUUUUAUGAGUCUAUCAAUCU
Molecule: messenger RNA, 684 nt
Organism: Gossypium raimondii (Peruvian cotton)
Lineage: Eukaryota; Viridiplantae; Streptophyta; Magnoliopsida; Malvales; Malvaceae
Exons: 2
Coding region: 41-631 (196 amino acids)
Source: RefSeq, a predicted model, not a curated record